AAACUUCAACACACGCAAGUACCAAAGAUAAAUCUAAUUAGAUUUUGCUUGAUCCCCCCGACGCCCACUCAACUUAGCAGGCUAGGAGCUUCAGCUUUGUAUAUACGGAGUACUUCGUUGUUAGUUUUAUUUCUAUCCGAAGCUUCUCUGUUCAUAAAUCUGUGAAACUGGUUGAAUCACUUUAAGCCUUUUGUUAAUGUAACUGCUGAUUGAACUUACAUUGAAUUGAAUUGGAUCAAUUACGAAUGAUUCAUUUCUCUUUUUUCAUGUGGGGAAGGAUUUAGGUAUCUACUGGUAAUGCCGAGAUUGGCCGGCCGGAUCCCCACUCGCGAGGAUUGUUUAGUCCGUUAGUGACACCUCGUUAUGGACUAGAGGAACCUCACCUAAAUUUGCUAUAUCUCAAACCCCUACUGCUACUUGUUUAGGAAGUAUUGUUUCCCCUAUUCCAUUUUCUAUUAAUGUAUUUUCUUAGUCUGAUUGGAGAUACGUUGCUACAGCCUUAAUAUCACUCCAAAUUUUGAGUAACCCAGUUGGAUUCUUAAGGUUGAGCAAUAUAAAAUUGUGAAUGGGUGUUGAGUAAAAAAGUUCUUGCAAGUCCACAUUCUUACAUAAUGAGUUGUUCAAGUACUAAAACCACCCAUUCUGAGGGUAAAGCAGACUGCUAUGGUCGAGUGGUUCGGAUUUCGCAUUCUCUCCCGAACCAUAGGAGUUCGAAUCUUGUUAAAACCAGUUUUUUCCCACAUGGGUAGCUUGGUUGGUUCUAGAGCUGUAAAUUUGGAACUACAAUCAAGGGUUCAAUCAAAUGGUGCCUGUGUGCCUGUGUGGGAGUUGUGCGUCAAAACAAUAGCUCCUUUUGCUCAGUGGGGAUGAGUCUUGCCUCUGCAAUCAACUGGGUCACUAUGAUCCCUAGCUCGGUGUUAUCUUUUUAUGUAGUUAGGGAUGCUUCGAUCGGGGACAUGUAAUCAUAUAUCAAUUGGCAUCCCUUCGCAUGGUUAUUUGGUUAGCGCAAGAGCAGCUCCGAGCAUACUUGGUGCGUGCGUUAAAUCCAAGAAAUGGAAAAUGCAUUCAAUUGAUCAUCCGAAUCAUGACCUAAUGUUCAAUGAUGACGAAAAGAAAGAGUGGGAUUCUUGCAGACAAGCUUUCUCGUCAUUCAAAUUCAGUGCCGAGGAAGAAGACAAGAUACUUGGAAAAGCAUUUGGACAUAUCCAUACACCAUAUUGGUAUGACGAACGGAAGAAAGAGAUUCCACGACUUGAAGCCGUGAAUGAAACCUUAAAUUACCUAAGGAUGAAUUUGAACCUCA
Messenger RNA from Cuscuta epithymum, 1303 nucleotides. The record is from the annotation of a GenBank genome assembly. NCBI's taxonomy places the organism in Eukaryota, Viridiplantae, Streptophyta, Magnoliopsida, Solanales, Convolvulaceae.